ACUCCGCUUCACACCGCCCGCGGCUUCUGUGAGGAAAGCGGUUGCUAGUUUACGGUUGGUCUGGCUGCUACGACCACCACCAUGAGCGGCCUGGAUGGGGCCGAGGGGGCUCCUCUCCUCCAGCCCUGCAGCCCCGAUGCUCCCGACGGUGCCACCGGACCCGCCGACCCACACCAGGGCCCGAAGCUCCGUGAGGAAACCGAGGCGGCACAGGUGAUGGCGGAGUCGGGGGAGGGAAGCUUGGAGGCCGUCGCGCCCCCACGGGCCCAGCUUCCAGAGGAGGAGGGAGCCUCGCACGACCCUGCGGCCUGCGGCCAUGCCCCCCAGUUCGGAGUCGGUGGGGGUCGCAGUUUCGGGGCGCCUGAAGCGGAGCUAGAACAGGCCCCGCCCCCCGCCGGGGCCCCGGUGGCCGAGUCUGUGGCCAUGGCAACCGACCGCGGCCUGAACAAUAGCUGUCGGCCUGGGGAGCUGCGCGGCGCCGGCGCCGAGAGGCCGGGGGCUGAAGUGGUGGCCGAGGCGAAGGCCGCGGAUGAGGCGAUGGUGGAAAAGGAAGGAAAGGAGGAGGAGAGAGUAAUGGAGCAGGAGGUGGAGGUGGAGGAGAAGCCAGUAGGCGAAGAAGUAGAAAUGGCGGAGGCAAACAGAGCGGUGGCGGAGGCAAACAGAGCGGUGGCGGAGGUGAUGGAGGGACCACGGCGCCGGCCCCUGAACGUGAAUUUCCGCGUGAACCUCCGCAUGAACCCCCUGGAGGCCAUCCAGCAGGAACUGGACACGGUGAAUGCCCAGGCUGACCGGGCCUUCCAGCAGCUGGAGCAGAAGUUCGGGCGGAUGCGCCGGCACUACCUGGAGCGCCGGAACUACAUCAUUCAGAAUAUCCCGGGCUUCUGGGUCACCGCCUUCCGGAACCACCCCCAGUUGUCCCCCAUGAUCAGGGGCCAGGAUGCCGAGAUGUUAAGAUACGUCACCCAUUUGGAAGUGAAGGAAUUCAGACACCCGAGAACUGGCUGCAAGUUCAAGUUCUUCUUCCGAAGAAACCCCUUCUUCAGAAACAAGCUGAUCGUCAAGGAGUACGAGGUCAGAGCUUCCGGCCGCGUAGUAUCUCUCUCCACUCCCAUCGUGUGGCGUCGGGGUCACGAACCCCAGUCCUUCAUUCGCAGAAACCAGGACGUCGUCUGCAAUUUCUUCACCUGGUUUUCAGACCACAGCCUUCCAGAGUCUGACAAGAUUGCCGAGAUCAUCAAAGAGGACCUGUGGCCAAACCCGCUGCAGUACUACCUGCUGCGGGAAGGAGUCCGUAGAGCCAGACGGCGCCCGCUAAGGGAACCAGUGGAGAUCCCCAGGCCGUUUGGGUUCCAGUCUGGUUAAAGUUUGUCCUUGGGACUACCUCUGCACAAGGUCCCCUGACUGCUUGCUGAAAUCUGUGCUUUGAGCAACGGAAAAGGGUAUACCUUCUACUGUUUUUUCCCCUGACAUUUCUAAGACCUUUUUCCUCUGGACAUUUGUUUAUUCAACCUCAAGAUUGAGACCUUCAUGGCCAUGCUUCUCCACUUCUACACAGCCUGACUUUUCCACUGAUAUGCAACCUUCAUGCUGUUCUGCAUUACUGUCACAUUCUGCAAGGCCAUGACUCACACUACUGCUGAGCCAAGUAAAUAUGCUGUAAAUUUCACUGCCUUUUUCUGCACUGUUUGGACUCUUUGUUUCCAGGGCCUCUGGUGUGGUGGUUCUUACCACCUGGGAUUCUAGCUUUGUCUAGAGGCCUGUUCUACCCACUCUGCUCUGCAGGGCAGGCAUAUAGCCUGUGGACUUUUGCAGAAAAUAAAGCAACCAGAGACACUGGAGAGCAGCAGUGGGCCACUUGGUCUUUGUGACUUAUGUGACUCCAUUGCUCCCCUUGCACCUCUGGUUGUGCCCACUCCUGUUAGCCUGCUGCCUACUCGAUGAACAUCUUCCAGACCAUUGUCAGCUCCUCUGAUUUCUGGUGAACCAGAAUCUCCAGAACUGGUGGUGGACAUAAGUUUCCUGCUAGCACAAAUUUCCUUUCCAGCCUUUCCAUUCCUCUACCCAAAAGGCAUCUUAGUUCCUCACCCCCUCUUCCCUUGAUCCCCAUCACCCAAUAGCCCUACUUCAGGGAAGUGGUUGAGGUGACAGUUUAGAUCUUGUCCUCAUGACAAGUAUAAGGAUGGUGUCCAGGCUUUCUCAGCACCAACUAGUGAAUUCACACAAAACUUAGGUACCUCUUUGUACCUUCUUUCCUCAUCCUGAAGUAAUUGUCAGGAUAGCAGUACACUUUCUCUCUGUGUGUCCCUUAUCUCAAAGAAAAACAAAGCUUAGAAACAUCUGCAAAAGCCAGAUCUUUUAGUUAAUUUGGCUCUCCAUGAUUUCCAGGGACACUUCGACUGGUUGCCUCCUCACAUGUCCUGACUGACCAGGGCCGGGAAUGAAUCUGCAAUCCAGGUAUGUUUUCUUGACUGGGGAUUGAACCCACAACCCUUUGGUGUAGUGGGUCAGUGCUCUAAUCACUGCACACACUGGCCAGGAUUUUUUUAUGUUAAUCCUCACCCAACGAUAAUUUUUCCAUUGAUUUUUAGAGAGAGUGGGAGGGAGGAAGAGGGGUGUGAAAGAAACAUCCAUGAGAGAGACAUCGAUUGGUUGCCUCCUGCACACACCCCAACCAGGGCAGGCAUCAAACCUGCAACGGAGGUGCAUGCCCUUGACCUUGACCAGGAAUCAAAUUGACAACACUUCAGUGCUUGGGCCAACGCUCUCAUCACUGAACCACACUGGCAAGGGUGAGAAGAGUUAUUUAAAGAAAUACAACUUUGGGUAUUUUCUCGUUUUCAUUUGACUUAAUUUAUGUAGAUUAAUACUGUGUCCUUUACUUCACUAAUACUUAGUAAAAGCCUGUUAUUUUCUGUUUCUGCUUACUAGGAAAAUUGAGUUAUACAAGCUUUCUUUGCUUUUGUUUGGGAACAUUUAGAAAAAUAACAAUCUUUCCAGUACAGUACGAUGUAGAGACUGAAAUGAAUAUUCCUAAUGGUUUUCAACUUGUUCUUGUUUCUGUCAAAACUGCAUUCUUAGAAAUAUAAAUAACUUGAUCUUGUCAGAUUAUUAAGACUUUGGAAAUUAUUGUCUUCAUGGAAAAAUAACCUGCAAAAACAGUGUGGCUUGAUUGUCUUGCUUGAUAAUUUGCACUGGUAACAACUUAUUAACAAUUUAGCUUAAGUACUUGGGAGAUUGCUCUGUCAUUGGAAGUGUACCAUUAACAUAUAUGCAUGAUGGAAAAUAAAAGUAUGUUUCUCUGUUAA
Myotis lucifugus (little brown bat) is the source of this 3305-nucleotide messenger RNA. RefSeq names its product TSPY like 1 (gene TSPYL1). NCBI's taxonomy places the organism in Eukaryota, Metazoa, Chordata, Mammalia, Chiroptera, Vespertilionidae. Gene Ontology annotation, cellular component: nucleus; chromatin. Bases 82 to 1362 code for a protein of 426 amino acids. Gene Ontology annotation, molecular function: chromatin binding; histone binding. The record is from RefSeq and is a predicted model, not a curated record. The transcript has a single exon. Gene Ontology annotation, biological process: nucleosome assembly.